UUGUCAAUGGACUAUUUGAGACGGAUCUCAAUCGCUUUCUGCAACGGCUUCCUGCGUCUCGGCUGCCUGGUUUUUUGACUUGUUAUUUCCAACCAGAAUCCUUCUGAUCCGGAUGAAGGGGAAAAGACAGAUCGGAGAAAGGACUAAUUUCCUAACAAACCCAAAAAAAAAAUGUCGUGAGUCUUGAAGUUUCGUGGAUUUCGUGCGUUUUGUAGGUUCUGCUGUUUUUGGCGACCACUUUCCAUUUGUAGUUGGUAGUCUUACUCAUACUGUGAGUGUUUAGUAAGUGUGGCACAUUAGAGAUUUGUAAGCUGAAAAUGUAGCAGGGAUACCCGUCGGCGAAACUGAAGUUGUGCGUGCUGUGGUUUUGAAUCAUCCAAGGGAUUCAUAUUGAAUAUAGCCUAUUUAUCUGUGCGCAGAGGUCGACUCGUUACCAGAUUCAUUCCAGCUGUGAAUCCAUGAGCCUUUUCAUGUUUGUAAAUCAUUACACUUUUAAUUAUAAGCUGACAUACUUAACACCCUCGAGGAAUAACUAAUGCAUUUCUGUAACUUCGGGACUUUUUUUUGAAUGCCCAUGUGGAAGAUAAUAUGAGUUUGUAUAGACCUUAUCUUACCUGAGUCUUUUGUGCCAUUAUAUCAUUUCCUGACAAGAUAAUUGUGCAACAUUUCAACAUAGACCACAUUCUCUCAAGUGACUUAGCAGUAUUUUUCUUCUUUUCCACAUGGGAUCCUAGCUGAGUCCACACGGCUUGUUUUCUUCCAUGUCUGUGGUCCAUUAUAAGCUCAGUGGACCUCAGUCUCUGUAAAGUUAUCGGGGACCUGCGGGCAUGGGAGAGGCGACCCCCGCUCAAUCCGCUGCAGGGACAUUCGUACCCAUGUUGGGCGUCGGUUUAGGAGCUAUGCCCGGUGGGGUCGGAAACGGGCCGGUGGUGGCCACCUCCAGGGGCUCCGCGGUGCCACAGCUGCACAACGCCAUCGUGGAGCGUUUGCGCGCCCGCAUAGAGCUGUGCAGGAGGCACCACUCCACCUGCGAGAACCGCUACCAGAGGGGUCAGGCCGAGAGCUCCGACCGGGAGCACGAGAGCACCCUUCACCUGCUCAACAUAGUCCACCAAGGGCCUGGGAACCGCAAGGCAAAGGGCAGCCGGGGAUCGAACCACCAACCUCCAGAGUACAGCAGAGCCAACGGGGAGCAGAAGGGAUCAGAGGGCGAGCAGAAGAUUUCCACACGUAUAGCGCUUCAAGGUUCCCUGCGUAGGAAGAUUGAGGGCCACGCACCAGGACACACACCGAAGCAGAACGGCCUCUCCUGUGGUUUUCCCGGCUCAGACUUUAAGCGAGUCCGCGUGGACGCUGGUGGUCUGGGACACGGGACCUGCAACCAUAACUUAAACCAGCCCCAUUCUCUGCAGGGCUCCUCGGCCAUGGGCAUGCAGAGGAAGAAUUACAUGAUGCCCCACGGAUUGGGGUCGGACAUAUUCAACAUGACCCUGAAAGAAAUGAAAAAAGAGCCCAUGGAGAUCCAGUCUUGUGGCCAGUCGAACGCGGAGAUGAUUUUUGACGAAGGUGGUGGUCAGAUUGACCCAGAGCUGCAGGAUCUGUUUGAUGAGCUGACAAAGUCAGUCCCCCCACUCAAUGACCUGGAGUUUGAAAAGAUGCUGAAGCAGGAUGAUACGUUCGGUUUGGAUCUAGGUCGGCCGAGCUCAGCAGGAGCAACUGCCAGUCUGUGCUCCCCGAUGGAGAAACAGAUAAAGACGGAGCACUCGCCAGAUUUCGGCCAGGUUCACUGCGGCUCGCCACAGCUGCGACCGGCCUCAGCGGGGCCCUCUUUCACGUUGACCAGCACCUCUUCCACCACCACGUCACAGAAAGCUAACACUCAGGCGGGACACCCCAGAGCCAUGCCCUGCUGGCCAGAAAUAUCCCACGCAGAGCAGCUGAAGCAGAUGGCGGCGAACCAGCAGCAGCCGAGCUCUCUUCUCCAUCACCACCACCAAACCCCACCUGUGGGACUGACCAGCUGGGCUCCUGCCAUGAGCACCCACUCCUCCACCAGCACCUUCCCCCAAGACAAGGUCUCCAGCCCGGCCCCACUCAGCCAGCAGAGGAUCGGGUCCCACAGCAAAGGGAUCAACAACUGCCUCUUCAAGUCGAACGGCCACAACGGCUCCCAUCACUUGGACAUGAAGGUUCUCAACACCAAGCCCACGUUGCACUUCAGCCCCAAAGCGCCCCACUCCGCCAGCCAGCCCAUGUCCAUCAUGGCAAAUCCGGUGACCAAGACAGAGCCGCAGCAGCAGUCACUGUCGCCGGGCCAGAAUCAGCCGCAUCCAGCUCACCACUUUCAGAACCAGCAGAUCGCCACGUCGGGGGCGCUUUGUCUGCAGCCCAAGUCUGUUCCUGCGGGGCUGCCAUUCAGACUGUCACAGCAGCGGCAGGGGGUUUUGACUGGUCCGAGGCUGCCCACUAAUGGGAGCUUAGGAGUCAUGUCAGCGCAGUCGCAGCCGAGGCCCUCGGCGCCCAACAACCAGCAGAAAGGCCCAGCGAAGGCUCAGGCCAUGCAAAGACAGCUGAACCAACAACAGCACAGCAUCAGCAACUCGGACAAAGACAACACACACGAUCAGUUCAAUCGCCAUCUGACAAGACCGCCGCCGGAUUACAAGCAAACGAGAACCAUGAUGGGAGUUCAGCAAGGAAACAUCUUCACAGGUCAGAAUUCCUCCCAGUCUGCCAGCAACGGCCCCGAGAACAGCCUGCAGUCCUUAACUUGUCACCUCCCGAGCGGUUCUGCUCCCAAGAUGAGCCCUUCGCCGUCAGACCGCAGAUUCAGCAUUGGGACGGACUGUCACCCGAAUCCUUGUAUCAGCCAGUUCCAGCAGCAAAACAGCCACAAUCGGAUUGGACUGAAUCAGAGUAAACCUCGGUUCCUGGGGCCAAGCGCUCAGGGAAAGUCCUUUGGGAUGAACAGCGUAGCAGGAGUACAACACCAGAGAGCGACAGCUGACUUGCAUUCCUCGGGGGUGGCAGGACAGGCUCUGGGAGGCCUGAUGACAAAUGCCAGCAUGGGCUGGGCCUCAGCCAACAAGCAAGUGACAGCUGGACUCGGCGUGAGGCGGCUUCCCAACCCGCUGCAGUCUCAGAGUGCGCAGGACCUGCCCAACCAUCCGUACCAGCAGCGGCACAUCGGUCCUCCCAACCAGGUGGCACCAGACAUCGGGAUGCUCCCUCUAAACCCGGCGAUGAGAGACACGGGCCCCAGACCGAACCAGGCCAUGAUGGGCUCUCCGUCAGCGGUGGGGAACCUGAACCAGGCGUCUCCCGAACAGAGGGUACCAGCAGGAAACUUUGCAGAACCAAGCCCCGGCUCGAGCAGCUACCAGAGCAACAGAGCCAACCGUCUGACCUUUGACUUCCUUCCAGAAGGAGACAACACAGUCCCAGGAAUCAACGCAGACUCAGACUUCAUAGACUCUCUGCUUAAAUCCGGCUCUGGGAACGAUGACUGGAUGAAAGAUAUAAAUUUGGAUGAGAUUCUGGGGAGUCACUCAUGAAUUACUAAAAAAAAAACUGACCCGCAGCUCAGAGUUCAGAGGUGGUGUAUGUAGAAGGUGGAAGGGAAAACAUUUGUACAUAAUGUUAAAAUGGAAUUUUAUAAACUCAUAUUAUUUGUUAUCAAAGUAUACUGAAGGGUUUUGUAUUGUAUUUACUGUGAAAGGAAUUUGUGUUCUGUCCUUAGUACUCUGCAUAUCUGUUCCUGGUAUAGUUGCUACGAAGCUGUACGUCAAGCUCUAGUGCUGUUCUAUAGGAUAAAAUACACAAUUCUCACUGUGAAAAGAAAACAUUGCUGUGUUGCUUUCGACUUCCUCUGAGUUUCUAAAUCUGCAUCCACUGUUAAGCAUGACAUGGUAUUUACCCUCUACAGUAAACACACACACACACACACACACACACACACACACACACAGAAAAUCUUGCCACAACAAGUUUUUAUUCCUUUUCGUUCGAGCCUUUUCAUCUGUGGUAGUUUUUGAUGCAGUUUAAAUAAUGUAACCAUUAUUUUUUUUCAUGUGAUAUUUAAUAAUUAUUGGGAUAGUAGUUAGGCAUUAUAAUACAUGUAAUUAAUAAAAUUUAUUUGAAUAAA
This is a messenger RNA of Stegastes partitus (bicolor damselfish), 4144 nucleotides long. It is a transcript of the gene maml2, whose product is annotated as mastermind like transcriptional coactivator 2. Gene Ontology annotation, cellular component: nucleoplasm; nuclear speck. NCBI's taxonomy places the organism in Eukaryota, Metazoa, Chordata, Actinopteri, Pomacentridae. Gene Ontology annotation, molecular function: transcription coactivator activity. Bases 828 to 3554 code for a protein of 908 amino acids. Gene Ontology annotation, biological process: Notch signaling pathway; positive regulation of transcription of Notch receptor target. The record is from RefSeq and is a predicted model, not a curated record. The transcript has 5 exons.